CAGCCGAGCUAGCCGAGUGCUGAACAACGGUUAAAGCUUUUGCCGAAAAUGCCUCCACUUCCUUCUCCGCUGCUGAAUCCGCGCCUAAGUUUGUCGCUAAAACCUUUGCUCAUUUUCUCUCAAUCCUCUCUAGCACCUCGGGAAUUUCAAAUCCCGAGGCAAUUAGUCUCCGUUAAGCGUAGAACCUUCUCUUCCUUAGCUUCGGAGCACUCAUCUGACAAUCGCGGCAGGAGCGGCGGAGGAGGCAGGUCCGGCGCUCUAUCUCCGUCUCCAGUGGCAGAGGAGAUUCAGAGGAUUGACGUGAAUCCACCUAAAGGGACUCGCGACUUCCCUCCUGAAGAUAUGCGACUCCGUAAAUGGUUAUUUAACCAUUUCAGAGAGGUUUCGCGGUUGUUUGGAUUCGAAGAGGUUGAUUAUCCGGUGCUAGAAUCAGAGGCUCUGUUCAUUCGGAAGGCAGGGGAAGAGAUUAGAGAUCAGUUGUAUUGUUUUGAAGAUCGGGGAAAUCGUCGUGUUGCAUUGAGGCCUGAGCUCACACCUUCUCUAGCAAGGCUAGUGAUUCAGAAAGGAAAAUCUUUAUCCCUCCCAUUGAAGUGGUUUGCUAUUGGUCAGUGUUGGAGGUAUGAGAGAAUGACAAGGGGCCGCCGCCGUGAGCAUUAUCAAUGGAAUAUGGAUAUCCUUGGUGUACCUGAAGUUACUGCUGAGGCAGAACUUAUUGCCUCCAUUGUCACUUUCUUCAAGAGAACUGGAAUCACAGAAUCAGAUGUUGGCUUUAAGGUGUCAAGCCGAAAGGUCUUGCAAGAAGUUUUGAGAUGCUACUCAGUACCUGAAAAUUUAUUUGGCAAGGUUUGCAUCGUCAUAGACAAGAUUGAAAAGAUCCCAAUAGAUGAAAUUAAGAGAGAGUUGAACGUUACUGGGUUAUCAGAAGAGGCUAUUGAGGAAUUAUUUCAAGUCCUUUCCAUAAAGUCAUUGACUAAGUUGGAAGAGAUACUUGGAGGUGCUGGGGAAGCUAUUGCCGACUUGAAACAACUAUUUUCACUUGCUGAGAAGUUUGGCUGCUCCGAGUGGAUUCAGUUUGAUGCAUCAGUUGUUCGUGGUCUUGCUUACUACACGGGUAUUAUUUUUGAGUGUUUUGACAGAGACGGAAAGCUGAGAGCUAUUUGUGGUGGCGGGCGAUAUGAUCGAUUACUUUCUACUUUUGGCGGGGACAAUGUUCCAGCUUGUGGCUUUGGGUUUGGUGAUGCUGUCAUUGUUGAAUUGCUAAAGGAAAAGGGACUCCUACCGGAACUCAGCCUUGAAGUAGAUAACAUUGUUUGCGCAUUGGAUCGUGAUCUUCAAGGAGUAGCUGCAAUAGUUGCUACUAAACUCAGAGAGAAAGGCCAAAGUGUUGAUUUAGUCUUGGAGAGCAGACCACUUAAAUGGGUGUUCAAACGAGCGGCACGGACAAAUGCACAAAGAUUAAUAUUGGUAGGGAAUACUGAGUGGCAGAAGGGUAUGGUUGUCGUAAAAGUCCUUUCAUCCGGUGAACAAAAUGAGAUUAAGCUAGAUGAACUAGAGUGAAAAGUACUUCUUUGGCAGUACUUUUGAUGAUGCUCAUCCUCUAUGGACAUGUCUCAUUUUUUGUCGAUUCGGCUAAUUCUCUCCUUUAUGGCAUAAUAUUGUUCAUGAUAUGUUGUAACAUUGAGAUUUGAAUAAU
Molecule: messenger RNA, 1693 nt
Organism: Hibiscus syriacus
Lineage: Eukaryota; Viridiplantae; Streptophyta; Magnoliopsida; Malvales; Malvaceae
Product: histidine--tRNA ligase, chloroplastic/mitochondrial-like
Exons: 11
Coding region: 49-1557 (502 amino acids)
Biological process (GO): histidyl-tRNA aminoacylation
Cellular component (GO): cytoplasm
Molecular function (GO): ATP binding; histidine-tRNA ligase activity
Source: RefSeq, a predicted model, not a curated record